Colias croceus (clouded yellow) is the source of this 2600-nucleotide messenger RNA. Its product is annotated as protein KRI1 homolog. Gene Ontology annotation, cellular component: 90S preribosome; nucleolus. Bases 69 to 2531 code for a protein of 820 amino acids. The record is from RefSeq and is a predicted model, not a curated record. Lineage: Eukaryota; Metazoa; Arthropoda; Insecta; Lepidoptera; Pieridae. The transcript is spliced from 11 exons. Gene Ontology annotation, biological process: endonucleolytic cleavage in ITS1 to separate SSU-rRNA from 5.8S rRNA and LSU-rRNA from tricistronic rRNA transcript (SSU-rRNA, 5.8S rRNA, LSU-rRNA).
AAUACCAUGUGGAAUGAAAGUGGAUUUAAGUGUGAUCAAAAAUAAUUUUAACAUUUAUCUUUAAAAAAAUGACUAAAAAGAAAUUAUUUGAUGAGGAUUCUGAAGAGGAAGAAGUUAGUUUAAAAACAGAAAAUGAAUAUGCGAAGAAAUACGAUAGGUGGCGCGAAAAGGAGGAGCUACACAAACUGGAACAGAAGUAUGGAUCAAAAUCAUUAGAUUCAAAUGGAUCGGAAUCAGAUAGCGAAGAUGAAAGCGAUGAACCGCCAGAAAUUAACGAAGAAGUUGAGGUUCAAUUCCUUAAAACAUUAUCUCUAUUAAAAACUAAGGAUCCUAGAAUAUACGACCCGAAUUAUAAGUUCUUUGAUGAGAAAGUAGAGAAGGAAAAGGAAAAAAAAGAGGAAGUGAAAAAAGUAACAUUUGCUGACAGUGAUGAUGAUGAUGACGAUGGACCCAACAUAUUCAGUAUUGAAAAGAAAGCUGAAAUUGAUGAACCAGUAAAGAAAGAUACAAAACCUGAGGAUGGGAAACUAAAAGAUUUCCUAACAGGCAAGGCUGAGCAUAUUGAUGAUGAGGUAGAGAAAGACUUGGCUCCACUCAAGUCGUUAUGGUCUGAUCCUACGCUGAAUGACGGAGAGGCAUUUCUGAGGGACUAUAUAUUGAAUAAACGAUAUUUGGAUGAUGAUGAUGAAGCAGUGCCAGAAGAGAAAGUAAGAGAUGAUGAAGACUUGGAAGCUGACGAGAAGACAGUCGAGGAACAGGGGAAAUUUGAACGGGCUUAUAACUUCCGAUUUGAAGAACCAGAUGAGGAAUAUCUAAAACGCUACCCCCGUACAAUGAACUACAUACGUCCCAAAGACGACCGUCGCUCACGCAAACGCGCGGAAAUACGAGAGAGGAAAGAACAAGAGAAGAAGAAGAAAAUGGAAGAGAUCGCGAGGAUGAAGGCACUAAAAUUGAAAGAGAUACAGGAAAAGAUCGCUAAGAUCAAGGAGGUUACCGGCAAUGAGGAUCUUGCUUUUGAGGAACAAGAUAUAGAGGGUGACUUUGAUCCCGACGAGCACGACAAACGAAUGAAGCAGCUAUUUGAUGAACAGUUCUACGGCCAGGCUGAUGAUGAGAAACCCGUCUUCCCUGAUCUCGAUGAGGAGCUUGAAAUUGAAAAUUGGGAUAACUAUGAGAAUGAGAAGCAAAAUGUUGAUAAUGAAAAUGGACCACAUUGUGAAGAUGAAGAUUUUAAUAUGGACGCGGACUACGAUCCCAAAAAGGCGAAAGAGAAUCUAGUAGAGGAAUUAAAGAGAAACGUAGGCAAGAAACGCAGAAACCGCAAGCGUAAAUCCAAGCUAGCUGAAAUAUUAGCAGAAGAUAAGCCAAAAUUUGUGCCAGAUGUUGAAAAAACAUACAGUGAAUUCAUGGAAGAGUAUUAUAAGAUGGAUUGUGAAGAUGUGAUCGGUGGAGACUUGCCGACCAGGUUCAAAUAUAGGGAGGUUGUGCCGAAUGAUUAUGGACUUAGUAUAGAGGAGAUUCUCCUAGCUGAUGACAAAGAACUAACUCAAUGGGUGCCAUUGAAGAAAAUAGUUAAAUAUCGUCCAGAAAAUAUAGAGAAGAGUGAAGUGAACACAUACAGACAGAAAGCAGCUGACGAGAGACUCAAACGCAAAGUAUUGCCGAGUUUGUUCAAGGAUUUACCUGAGGAGCCAGAAGUGGUUGUACCCCUUGAAGAAACAAUUAAGAAGAAGAAGAAGAAAAAGAAGAAGAAUAAAACUAAAAACGACGAUGAAACUGAAGUUAGUAACAACAAGGAUGAAGAGAAUACAGAACUAAAUGACUUAUCUGAAAAUAAUGAUACGGGAAUAGAAAAUGAAGUUAAAACAAAGAAAAAUAAGAAAAAGAAACACAAACAUGGAAGUCACAAUGCAACAGAAAUAAAUACAGAAGAUAAUAGCAUUAAUGUUGUUGAUGAAAAUACAAGCAAUAUAAAUGAUAAUAAAGACAAUGAUAGUGCUAUAGAAGCUAAUGAAGGUAAAAAGAAGAAGAAACAUAAAACUGAAGUAACUAAUUGUGUACAAGUUAAUAAUGAAAAAGAAGUGGUUGAAAAUAGUCAAAUUAACGAAAAUUCUAGAAGGAAAAAGAAAAAGAAAAAUAAACAAAUUAACGCUGACAUUCAAACAAAUGGUGAAAGCACACAAGCUAACACAGAUAAAUCGAUAAAUAUUAUAGCUACUAAUUUUGGAAAGAGAAAGAAACAUAAUUCGUUCACAGUUGAGGAUGUGAAUUCUGAAUCAACUAAAGCAAGUAAAACUGGUGUUUUCAAUAAAACACAAGGACAAAAGAGAAAAGCUAAUUUCAAUGAUGAUAAUGCACCGAAAAGGAAGAAAAACAAAAAACAAUUCAAUAAUGAUAAGAAAAAGACUUCAAAUAAUAAGUCUAGUGAUAACAAAAAUCCUCUGUCAAAAUUAUCAGAUGAGAGAUUGAAAGCGUAUGGGCUUAAUCCUAAAAAGUACAGGAGUUUCUUGAAAUAUAAAAAGUUUUAACUUUUAAGCAUUAUGUAAAUAUUUGAAAAAUACAAUUUGUAGAAAAUAUUAAAUAAAUUAAUUUCUAUA